GGUAGGUCCCGAUUCGCAAAUCGCAAUCUCGACCCUUCGCGGGGGUUUUCGAGGGCUGCGGGAGGGGUUCGAAGGUUGUGGGGUUCGUUUGAUUUCGCGGGUGUUCGCGAAAGUUCGUGAUUCGUUGGGAGAUGGUUGGCGGAGAAUGCGCGAAGAGGCGCGCGGUGGGAGGUCGCGGGUUCAAACCGCGCUCGCGACUCGAGGAGAGCCAGCCCGUGGUGGUUCGCGUAUGCCAGUUGUGUCAAGCUAGGCGAUCGAGUAGGACGCUCCUUAAUCGUUCCAUUUUCAAAUCUUUCCCAACGCCUGCCUGUUCGCUAACUAACGCCACCAAAAAACCAUCACCACCACCACCACCAUCACCGCUACCAUUUACACUUCUACUAUAUAAAUAAUACAAUAACGAUAACAACAACAAAAAUAAUAAUAAUAAUUGUAUUAAUAAAUUAAGUUUUUUUUUUUUUUCCGCCACGCGCCGCAUAUCACCGUACAUGGUACCAAAAAGAAAUAUCAAAGAUAAAAAGAAAAAGAAACGAACGAGAAUAUACAUAUUUAUAUUUUUGAACAAAAAUUAAGACAAAGAAGAAAAAAAUAAGAAAAACAAAAAAAUAGCAACAAUCACGUACGGAAAAUUGACAUGGUUUAAUACAUAUGUAAAGUAAAAAAAAAAAAUAGAAAAUAUACAUGGAAGAAAUUUGGUAGAAAAAGGAAAGGAAAAGACGUAACACAAUGCGGACGCAUCAGUAAUAAGUAAAUAGAUGUAUUAAUAAUAAUAUUGACGGUAAUGAUAUUGGUAGUUUUAAAUAAAUAAUCAUAAAUAUAAACGUAAAGAGAAAGAAGAGGAGAGAAAGGAAACUACAACAAUUGCAAGCCGAAGGAGAAAAAGCACGCGAAACAAAAAAAAAAAAGAAAGAAAACUGACAAGAAGAGAAUCACCCGCACGUUGCUUAUAUAAAUUAUUAUUUUGACAAGGAUAAUGUUACGAUAUAUAUUUGGUCAUAUUCGCCUAUAGUAUCAGAUAAAUUCUGUCUUAAAUUGUUAUUAUUGUUAUUAAAUUAUCUUUGUUUUUGUUAUAUUAUUAAAUCUAUGACUCUUUGAUUCGACGUCCUGUUUCACUUUCUACGAAAUUGUUGCCGCUGCUACAGCCGCUGUCGCUGUUACCGUUAAGUCAACACGUCAAGCGUCACCGUUACUGUCACUGUCACUACCAUCUGAAACCGCAAAUUAUUUGCUAUACGCAUUGUUAGGCCCAACAGAACCGACAACAUCGUCGUUGUUUAGGGAAAUUCGGGUCCCGAAAAGCCGGAGGUGAUUCGAUUCCCCAUAAUUCUCGUAUUAUCAACGCAAAAAUCACAACGUCGGAGGAUCGACGACAACGGUUUACGUACAGUGUAACUCGAAGAGAAGAACGAAGAAACGGGAAAAGCGAUUUACGAGGAGAAAAAGUUAACUGAGUAAAAUAAGAUUAAAAGAAAAAAAACAAAAACAAAAACAAGUUACCUGGUUUGUUUGUUAUACGCAUAAAAAAAAAAAAAACAACGUUUUGAUCUAGGGGACAAAAAAUGAAAAUAAAUAAGUUGAUCAAUUAACUAUAUAAAUAAAUCAAGAGACCGGAGACUGAGCUCUUCGAGGAUAAAUUUGACAAAGAAGACGUAAGUCGAUAAUUUGACUACACGUAAAGCAGAAUCCAAUUUCAGAGAUUUUUUCCUCAUUCUCAUCUCGGUCGAUAGACGACUAGAGAGAAAAAGAAAAAAAAUUGACAAGAAAAGAUAUUCGGAAAAUCAAUUUUCUAACUGAACGAAAGAAAAAAAUAUUUUACAAAUAUACAUAACAACAAAAAUAAAAGAGAAAGAAUCAGAAAAUAAAUAAAUAUAGCCACGCGAUAAUGAUGAUGGUCGGUUGUCAUCUAUUCUAAGUGUCAAUCAUGACAUCGACAGAGUUGUGAAAUUAGAGGGUGGGUGAAAAAGAAAGAAAUUAAAAGCGUAGUGAAACGAGAGGAAAACGAGACAAUUCACCGCUCGCGUGUAGGUUAUUUGUAAUAAACACAUCGUAGGGACACCGUUGAAGUAUUACUAGACUAAUUAGUCGUCGGACAAAUUUACAAUAAUCCACGUAUGAUAUAUAUGUAUUUAUGUAUGAAAAUUAGAAAUAUCAACAUACAUACAUACAUAUAUCCACAUACCUAUAGAUAAAAUUAUCAAUCGAUUCGUAAGAUAUUUUGUAGAUAUUAAUGAUAAUUAGGUAAAUGAGGAGGGACGAAAAAAAAAAAAAAAUAAUAAGAAUCGCGUUAAGACAAUCAAGCAAAGUAGUGAAAAUAAGUACGAUAGUUGAAAACUUAUGAAUAUAAAUGAAAUCGAAGUUGUAAGUUUUAUCGAGAAGAAUCCAUUCUACGUAUGUGAUCUCUGUAGCCUCUAACUAUAAAUUCUAUACACAAUAUAUAUGAAAAUAUUUAGUCACGAGUUGAUAUAUUAUCAGAAGACUCGAAUUCUUUGUCUGUACCAAGUCAUAUCUAGUUGAGAAAACAGCAAAGAAUGGGAAAGCGAAAAGAAUAAGAAUAAAAAAUAACGGAAAAGCGAAAGCUUUCCUUCUCAUUUCUGAAGACUAUUUGACAAUCAUUUUCACCUAGUUCUAUCAGUAAUUUGUACUUUGAAGAUCGAAAGAAAAAAAUCAUCGAUCGCUCGUAUUCUAUUCUCAAUAAUUAUUCGUAUAUCAAUAAUAAUAAUAGUAAUAAUAAUAAUCAGGUGUGCAAGAUUCAACGAUACGUACUUUUUGCCCGUGUGCUAUCUUGAAUUUAUCAGCAUAUAUCCGGUAUUAGUUGCACCAGGAUAUAAAGUAUACAUAUAUAUCAUAUUGUUAUCGAUAUUAUCAUUAAAAUCGUGUAAUAUACCGUCGCUGUACUCUGUAUACCUACGUCGUUUCAAUUACAUACGAUUAAAAUUAGAACUUUGUCGUGAAAAUUAAAAUAUAAAGAAAAAAAAUAAAAAGGAAAGGAAAGGAAAAGAAAAAAAAAAAACAGACAUACACAACUCACGCGUUUCUUUUCACGUGUAAAUGUGGAUAUAGAUAGGGUUGAAGUCAUACGCACGCGAAUGAACGAAUGAAUGAAUAGAUAAUUGAUCAAGAUUAGGGAUCAGACGUAUCGGAUGAAUCGGUAUCGAAUGCACUUGUGUGUCGAUGUUCGCGGGAUAAUUCGUUGAAUUUGGGAACACAUAUAUGAACGUGGCAGCUGAGAGAAUACAAGUAUAGUAAAAUUAUCAAUAAUAAUAAUAAUAAUAAAAAGUAACGUGGACAAUCAUAUCUCGUCUUCUUCCGCAAAGCCGAUGGGCUUUGAACCUGACGAAAGGCUCACGCUAAACCGUUGACUGCACUUGCUGUAAUAUUUAGACCCUAGCAAUAUAAAAUUAUAAAUAUUUGUCUCGAUAAGUAUUACACUUUAUAGAUGUAUUGCAUAUACAUACGAACAAAGUAUAUUUGAAAAAACUAUUUGGUUCGGUAGAUCGUAUAUAUCGUAUGGUAGGCAUUAAACCGAAGUUCCGAUUCGAAUGAAAAAUUGAUUAAAUUCACACUUAUACAUAUCGACCGUACACGAGCACGUGUAUUUGUAGACCUGCAGGCGUAAUGAAGAUAAUAAAAGAAUAACAACAAUAAAAUUCACCCGCACAAUAGAGGAGAAACAAGAAAAAGGUCGAAACCACAGAGCAACAAGUUGAAAAAUACUAAAACCCCGAGCUCCGUGGGUUUCCUGCACUUCCGUCUGCUCGUGCACAUAUCAAACACCCACACGUACUAAGAAGAAAGAAAAAAAAGAAGAAAAACCCACGAGGGAUAAAAUCGAUGAAAGGAUAGAUCAUUGUCCGAAAUCGACGCCGUUCGAAAUCACGUCGAGAUCUCCAGAGAAGCGACUCAACGUGGGAAAAGUACACGAAAUAAACCGAUCAUUUCGACCAACUUUCAGAUAUCCAAAAGUGUUGCUGACAAAAAAAAAAAAAAUAUAGAAAGUAAGUGGUGAUAUCGCGAUACCUGAGUGAAAAAAAAAAAAAGAAGUGGUUGAAGUAAAAAAGGAAAGAAAACUGUGGUGUUAUUCUCCGUCGACUUAUUAACAAAAAUAAAAAAAAAUAAAAAAAAUAAAAAGCAGAAAAACCUCUGUAAUUAUAAUCCGGAGCAUUGGCGGCAGGCAGGCAACGCUACUAAAUAAUUCGGUUCGGGUAAUAAUAACAAUAACAACAAUAAUAACAAUAAUAAUAGAAAUUCUCGGGCGGAAUCCUUAUUGGGAAUCGGUUGUGUUUCAUAAAAAUAAUAAUAAAUAGAAGAGUUCGCGUUACAAUUUUCGAACGAUCCGGAGUUUGUCAAAUCGCGAGGGUUCUCCUCCUCUCCGAUCGAGAGGUUCGCAGGGGAACACGUCAAGGAUUCAGCGCGGUGCAACUCAGACCCGGUUCACCACGUAUUUUCAUUCGUAUUCGUUCGUACCGGGAGGUGCGGUGCCCCUGCCACUGCCCCCGCCAGGGGUCGCGAGCCAUUUCCUCGGUCAACAGGGCUGCAACCUUGCUUGCACCUGUACCUACACCUGCACAGCCAGCGUAGUUUCCACCGCAACAGCCGCAGCUGCCGUUACAGCUGCGCCCCAUAUUCGCGCCCUUAACUCCGCAACUGCCACGGUGCUUCUUCAGCCCGUUGAUCACCUAAAAGACGCAAUGAGAGGAAGCGACGAACUCUUGUCACAAAGUGGAGCUGUCAGUAAUGGUGCGGCAAUGAGUCCGCAACCGCAUCAUGCCGCGGACAACAACAAUGACGCUAAAAAGGCCAAACUUGACAAAAGUCACAACGGCAAACCCUCGCGGGUUAUCCACAUCAGAAAUAUACCGAACGAGGUGACAGAGGCGGAAAUAGUUCACUUGGGAAUACCCUUCGGGAGAGUGACCAACGUCCUUGUACUGAAAGGAAAAAAUCAGGCAUUUUUGGAGAUGGCCGACGAGGGGGCUGCGGCCACAAUGGUAACGUAUUACGCGUCCUGCGUCGCCCAGUUAAGGGGAAGAGCGGUUUACGUUCAGUUUAGCAAUCAUCGUGAACUGAAGACGGACCAGACGCACAGCAACGCGGUCAGUAGUCCCACAAACAUCAUCGCCAACCCGUCCAACAACGCGAAUGCCCAGGCAGCUUUACAGGCAGCUCAGGGUCAGGGGGCCCAAGGUCAAGGCGCCGAAACGCAGGGUGGACCAAACACCGUUUUAAGAGUCAUAAUAGAGCACAUGAUCUAUCCAAUUUCUCUGGACAUUCUUUAUCAGAUAUUCACACGCUUUGGAAAGGUUCUGAAAAUCGUUACCUUCACGAAGAACAACUCUUUCCAAGCGCUCAUACAGUACCCGGACAUGGUGGCGGCGCAAACGGCCAAAUACUCGCUCGACGGUCAAAAUAUCUACAAUUCCUGCUGUACGCUCAGGAUCGAUUACAGCAAAAUGCAGAGUCUCAAUGUUAAGUACAACAACGACAAAUCCAGGGAUUACACCAACCCGACUCUUCCCACCGGAGACACGAAUAUCGACGCUGCUUCGCUGGCCCUAGGCGGUGAACUUCUUCCGCAACUUCUUCUAGGAGCUGCUGGGACGCAGCCUCGCGCCAGACUCCAAGAUGUGUUUACAGGCGCUCCGAGUGUCUUGGCAUCCCCGUUCGCGGCUAUGCACGGUUUGGCAUCACCUUUGACCGGACCUUACAACGGUGUCGCAGCGGCUGGUGGUUUGCCAGGAUUGGGUGGUUUCACCCUUGGAGCGGGAGCACUCGGAGUUAGAGUUCCUGGCAGUCCUCAACCCUCGUCGGUACUCCUCGUCAGCAACCUCAACGAAGAGAUGGUCACGCCUGACGCUCUCUUUACCCUGUUCGGCGUUUAUGGUGACGUACAACGUGUAAAAAUACUAUACAACAAGAAGGAUUCCGCACUUAUUCAGCUCGCUGAGCCACACCAAGCUCAUCUAGCAAUGACGCAUAUGGACAAGCUCAAAGUGUUUGGGAAACAAAUUAGGGUGAUGCUUAGUAAGCACCAGGCUGUCCAGCUUCCCAAAGAGGGGCAACCCGAUGCAGGUCUUACCAAAGACUAUACCAACAGUCCCCUUCAUCGAUUCAAAAAGCCUGGCUCAAAAAAUUAUCAAAACAUUUACCCACCCAGCUCAACUCUUCACUUAUCAAACAUUCCAGCAACCGUAUCCGAAGAUGAGAUAAAAGAUGCCUUUACAAAGAACGAGUUUACGGUGAAAGCCUUCAAAUUCUUCCCCAAGGAUAGAAAAAUGGCUCUCAUUCAAAUGGGCAGCAUGGACGACGCCGUUGUAGCCCUGAUCAAAAUGCACAAUUAUCAACUGAGCGAAUCCAACCACCUCAGGGUGUCGUUUUCGAAGAGUAACAUCUAACAAGAGAGGCUUCACAGCGAGCCCCAGUGGUUCCAGCCCUAUACCCUAGUUCAUUACUGGUAUCCCAGUGCUAUAUACGAUUGAUUGAUUGACGGUCACUUGGGUAAUCGAUUGAUCAAUAAUCAAUCGUUCUAUCGCAGUGAGUUUCAUGGUCGGGACAAAUAUUCAUACGAUGUGACCGUUCAUGUGAAAUGAUUUAGAGCUUCGCUUGAAAGCAAAGUAAGAUACGCCAGCCACCCGUACCUGUGGUUCCAACUUUUCAGCGCGAUAGCUGUACAGCUACCUCGUUGAUCAAGACUUAUGAAACAUCGUAUUUCCCACACCAAGUAUUGUUCCGAUCAGUUUUAGGGUGAAAAAAGGGCUUACAGUGCAGAAAUAUUUUUUCAGAUACCAGAAUCCACCCUCAAAUUCCAUUUUUUCACGCACUAAUUUAAGAUUCAGCAGUGCCGUGUGCUAAUGGAUAAUUCUAACGACUGUUCAAACAUCAGUGUUUACGCUUCCAAGUCUACAGCUUCUCGGAUAGACUAGGAUGGAAUGGUUUAAUCGGUGCAUUUUUUCAUGGAGAAUGAGUAAGUAGAACGUUCUGGUAUUUGGAAAAAAAAUUCAGCGACGUAAAGUUUGGUAAAGGGCAUCCAGCCCCUCGCUGACAAUCCCAUUCUUGUACAGAGUUAAGAAAUAAGAUAUAUAUACAUAUAUACAUAUAUAUAUUAUAUAUAUUUUACAAGCGUGACGCUAGCUGUGAAUUCCUGGCAAAACUACUAAUAAGAGUUAAGGAUUUGUAAACAUAAGAAAACAAUUUUAUUCAACAGGCAACUUUAAUUGUAGGAUACAAUAAGUCAUAAUCAACUACCGAUGCACACGAGGCAGAAGGUAUAUAAACUGACGCAACGUGAUUGCGUUCGUAGUUUUAUUCAUGUGACAUUGACUGCAUUGACUGCCUAUUACCAGAGGCAUCGAAACUUAUACCACACUACAUCAUACAAAUCAUUAAUUAUCGUGGCAGUUUUAGUUAGUGACUAUUCUGACUAUAUAAUUCUCGUCCGUAUUCGACUAGUGCAGCCAAGCCAGGUUUAUUUUACAUAUUGACUUUUUUGAUUGGAGGAAACUAAGGUCUCUACAUUCAGAUAGCCACUUUUGCAUCUCGACACAGUGCUAUUUGUUAGAUUAACUUUUUUUUUUUAUAAUUUGCGGAAAUUCAAAGCAUGCGUUACUAUAAUUUUUACUAGCUUGAUGUAGAAAACGAAUUGCCAGUUAAUUUGAGAUCAGGAAAAUUGCAGGUAUUAUAGGUGUUAUUGUUCCACGACAAAACGACGUGAGAUUUUGGAGGAUAGUUGGAAAUUAGACAUAGUAUCCGAAUUGGCAAACAAUCGAGAUCUUCUGAUGAAUUAUUAAUUGAAAACUCGUAUCUUGAUGAUAAUAAUAAUGGAGAAUGGGGAAAAAGAUUGACCAAAGUCGCAUGGUUUUGAUUUUGUCGCUACUGCAUUGCACGCAAGCAUAUCGAUCGAUGAUGUGUUUCAAGGGUUUUAUUUUUGUAAUUUGUAUUUCAGUUUGAUAAGUAUUACAUAUUUUAAUUUUAGGACUUAGAAUCGCGUAGCUUAUAUCAUAGGUAAACGAUAAAUGAACAUUGACAUAUCGCUAUCCAAGUUUCUGUAUAACAUGACGCAUUAAUCAUGUUCUGAAAGUGCAGCAAUGGAUGGUCAAUUGAUGGUGAUCAAAUAAUCUGGGAUGAAUCCUCGAUAUAAUCUGGAUUAAUUGCAUGACAUUAUAAAGUUAUUCUAAUAAAUUUUGUAUCGUAGAUCCGAGACGUCACAGAUUGUUAAGAACCGUCAGAUUUUCUACCUACCAUUAAAUCUUUAGUCAAAGUCUUGAUAAAGCGCUUGCGGACAACAUGGUAGCUAAAAGUGCUAGCAAAGCGCUGAGUAAGUUCUGUUGUGUUUGAAUAUUAUGGUCAUGUAAGAUAUACAUAUAUAUAUAUAUAUGUAUACUUAUGUAUAUAUAUACAUAUAUGUAAGUGAAAUUAAUUUUAAAUAUAAAUAUUAACUAAUAACGAUUAACGAAAUGUAGUAUUAACCGAAGGCGCGUGAUGUUCGAGUAUAAAAAUAAAUUCAAAUUAGUAAAAAUUGAGAAAUAACUAAAUUGUAACAAAAACGAUGGUCAUACCAUCAAAUGAUAUGACCGAGUUUUACAAGAUCAAAUUAUUAUUAUUGUUACAUAUGCAUAUAUAUGUAUAUAUAUACAAAUAUACAUGUGUGUGUAUAUAUAUGUAUAUACGUAUAUGUAGAUUAUGGAUGUUGAAUAAUCAUUAUAUCAAUUCAUAUGGAUCUACGGAAUAAGCCUGCAAAAGAAAAGAUAGUGUUAUUGAGCAAUGGACAUUGGACAAUUUGCAAAUCGCUUUGGACGCAGCAAAUUAAUACAAUGUGAGAUAACUUUAUUAAUACUAAAGAAACGUGCUGAACUGUGUACAUUUUUGUCUAACUGAUAUAAUAUUCUGUUGAAGUCAAUUAAAAUAACAAAAUACUAAGUAGAAACAGCGAGUGCCGGCCCAGGCAAUGUUCAUUGUGCCAAAUUAGGCUAUUUGGGAUCAGGAAAUUUUCGAAGUAAAUCCAGUUUAACAGCGAUCGAGUCAGUGUAAUCCAUGAGACAUGUAAAUCCACUAUCAUAUUUUUACUCAAUUCCGAUAAUGCAGCCAGUACACAAAUAUUUUCACCGAACUAGCUCAGGGCGUUUUUUCAUCUUUCUUUCGGUGCUGCCAUCCAUCAAAGAGUGUGUCGAAUAUUUACACGAUUAGCUAUAGUUUAUUUGCUUUCGCGAUAAGUUCUUAACAAAGAUACAUGAACACUAGAUCAAAAAAUAUCUAAAGGUGAAGUUCUAACAUUGACAUUGCUGUAAUUAUCAUUGGACGCAUGUUCAAUCUCAUAGUAAUCAGCCGACGUGAGCAAAAGAGGCCUGUCUUUGCAUCCGCGUUUCGUAUCUUUCGAAUCUCUAUAAUAUAACUUGAAUGGCCUAAAUUCUAAACACAACUUGCAUGACGCAUCGAGUCGAAAAAUGUCUGCGUUGUCGGGUAUGAAAUGAAAAUUAAAGACAAGGAGUUGAAAAAAUUUCGCUACAAAACUCUAUUACAGCAUAUUCUCUUGCUUGACUAGUUUGAGUUAAAAUUUGAUUAUAUUUGAAAUGGCGGCAUGGAAAGUCUGUACAGUCUGUAUGGGUUUCCACGCAGAGACUCUGUACUCUAACGAUAAAAUAUGAUUAUCACGCAAUCAAUCCAUCUAUUAAUCAAUGAAAUCGGUGAGAGAAAAUUUCCGAAGCCCACAUCUAAUACAACUUGAAAGUUCAGAUGGCCAGAGGUUCACUUGCACCGACUGGAAUCUUAAAUUAUUGAUCAACUUAAUAUGCCGCCAGUGCACAAAGCAACGCUUCACAACACACGCAAAAUAUAAAAACUAGUAUUAAAUUUGAUUACAAGUAUUUUUUUUUCUUAGGUUUUAGUUGUUAGUUCAUUAAUUAUAAAUAUUAUUGUAGUAUCAUUACCAUUUCUAUCGAUCGUUGCAUGAUUUCAUAGCUUGCUUAGGUGCAGUAUUCUAUCUUUUUUUUAAUAUUACCUUAAGAAUUAUCAGUUUCAAACAUUUUAUAUUAGUGUUUUUAAGUAUUAAUAUUAUUUCAGCUGCACAACUUUUAGCCUUUAAAUCUUUUGUUAAUCGCGUUGUAAUAAUGUCAAUUUGUCAGCUUCCAUUACCACAGCACAACGUAGCAGGUAAUAAUUUUAGACUACCAGUCGUCAUCCGAAAAAUUGUAUUACUAUGAUUAAAAUUUAUUUUCACUUAUUAAUUCUAUUCAUGCCUAAAACUCGUUAAAUUUUAUCGAAUUGUUAAGUGUUUUCUCAAUUACACAAAAUAGGAUCGGCUGCCCAUAUUUUGUACAAACAACAAAAAUCUCUUGAAUAUAAAUACAAUUCAUUCUUGAAACAUUUUCCUUCACUGAAAAUCACGUUCCACAUUACACAGUAACACCCCACGAGGCUAUCAUCACCUUGAAAAUUGUUCGUCCUUUGAGGGUGGAAAAAAUUUCAUGUGAUUGCACAUGUUCCCAUGUAGAUUCAUCUAUAAAUCUCGAGAUGCAAACAUUCGCAUACGUAGUAAAUUACAUUGCCACUCAAUUAUUUCCUGAGAUAGAUUCAUCGCAUGUAAUAAAUAACAGUGAUAUCUCAAUUCGGCGUCAUCCGAAUUAGGCAGCAAUUAUAAUGUAAUUAAAGUUAUAUCUUUCCAAUACUAGCUGGAUUGAGGGGGGCCGCGGUGAGAGUUGGGGUAGCCAGCACUCGCUACAAGAUGAUAGAUAAACUUGAUGCUUGAAAUUAUCACUCGAGCAAAGCCGUAAAUCUCUGCACACUUCUAAUUUCUCAAAAGAAAUUGAUAUAAUUGUUUCCGCUGUUAUCUGAAUCUAGCUGAAUUGCCCUGUUUUUCUGUGGGACUUUGAAUAAUGAGACUGAUUCGACAAAGCGUGCGCUAAUUCCGUGGCGACUGAAGUUUUAGACACAUAACAAAAGUUAGAAGAUUGAGAAACUGUGUUUAGAAAAAAUACGUGCUCGAUUGACAAGUUCAACAUACAAGUUUGACAAACAGUAGAUGAGCCUAACUUGAAGAGGAUAUAUAUUUAUAUAUAUAUUUCACCUGUACAAUUUGUACAUGUUUAUACAUGUAUGGGUACAUUCUAACAGGUGUGUCUAUUUUGUGAGUUCUGGGGUAGCGGGCAUCUCGUGCCAAAAAGUAUUGGGUAGUUAUUGUCAGAGAGAAAACGAUUGAAUUGGCAAUUUGGUACCGGCCCGUCAGCUCCACGACCGCAUCAAUAUUAUAUUUUAUUAAUAACGAUUAAGUCCUAGAGUUACGCCAUGAAUGAUUUAGGUAUAAUAAUAUACAUAACGUACACAUUAUACUGUAAAAUAUAGUGAGAAACACUAUCAGUAUCAGUAUUGAUGUAUCGUCGAGAUAGCUUUAAAGUGGUACAGUUAAAAAAUGAACAUUAAGCUAUGAAACCCCAUGAGGGUCAAAACAGGUGAAACUGCAUGCUCGAGCCAUUGGCGUACCUGCGGUGUCGAACAGGAGAUAAUUCGUGGUAUUUCAAUUCACAACAAGUUCGAGACAACAUACUAUGACUAUACUAAAAAUCAACGAUAAAUUAUAUCCACACCAAACUCUGGUGAGUCAAAGUCGGCAAGAGCAGAAAAAAUGGUGGUAUUUAUUUAAAGAGCACAUGCUGUUUGUACUGGUAUAAAUAUAAUCCGCAAAAUUUAUUCACUAUUUGGUGGUUCACGGCUGUGCCGAAAGCCUGCUGGAAUUUGGUGUGGAAAUAUAUACAACUGUGAAAGUCCACUGAUUAUUUGCGUUGGAAAAUAAAAGAAGCCUAACUUCUUUCUUCGAUUUAUCUAUAAUUAGAUGAAUUAAAGUCGGGAGAUCUUUAAACAGAGGGAAAUCAAGCAAACAAAACACUAGAAUCGUAUAUAACAUGAAAAUUAUUGAUACUAAAUUAACAUAUGAAAAAGAGAAGAGAAAAUUUAAAAAAAAAAACCAUAAAUUUAGCUAAGUUUAAAUGAUUAUAUAUAAUAUGUAAUAUGAUUAGACAGGGUUUUAAAAAGAGUGAAGAAAAAAAUAACAAAUUGUAUUUGGCACUGAGAAAUGAAAGUAAUCAUUCUCAAAGUGUUUGAAAUUAGUAAGCUCGAAAUUAAUGUGAAUACGGUGAGAAAGGAGCUCUCACCACACAUUUAGAAAAGGUUCUAUUGUUGUUCGUUGAGAGUUUGAUACAAGUUGCAAGGUUUGAUAAUGAAGUGAAUUUUCAAUGUCUGGUAUUUCAAAAGACUACACCCUACUCUAAUCAGAGGUUUGAAAAGUCACACUAAACCUAAAAAGAUGUGACUACACCUUUAUCAUCGGCUUAUCUCAUACCGCGACUAUGUCAGGCUACCGAUUUGCGACGAUAGGUUCCAGGAAAACAAACAGGUUCCUAAAUGUGAAAUAAAAAAAUUAUGACCACACACGUACACCCCCACACAUAUGCAAGUUCUCUUUUAUAAACGAAAAAAUAGACGAAGUGAAAAAUGAUGAUCAGAGUCGCGAUUUAGUUCGCUGGAAUUGAUAUUUCAGUCCUUGUAACUUUGGGACUCUGUUUGGUUGGUAGCCUAUAAAAUGAUUGCACUGUCUAUUUUAUGAAACUCUGUGAAUAUACAUACAUAUAUUUCCAUAGCACACCGUCGUCAAUGUUAGACCUGUAGGAACGUUAAGAGUCGUAGUUUGUAGGAAAUGUUUUCCAGAAGCUUAUAAGUAUUAGCAAAUUAAUUACGCCUCAUGUCCGAAGUGCGAAAUAGUAGCGUUGUUAGCGGUAACUAUUUUACCUUUUGACUAUAAUAUCUUAACGUUUAGGUACUGACAAUCACUAUUUACUAGCAACAAACCCCUUAUUGUUGCUGCAUUAAUUGUUCAACAUUAAUUUCUUAAAAUUAUCUAUCACCCCGCAGGAAAACCGUUGUCGCCCUAACUUCCAAAGCGAGAUGAAGCAAACUACUUCGUGCAUUUUCAUUACAUCGAGCAUAUUCUUUAGCCACAUUCAAACUUACUUUUAUUCAUUUCCACGCUUCUUUACUCCGUAACUCGAAUUCUGACUUCUGUGGUGUCUUUUGGGUAGAAGCUGUGGCCCAACCUGGGGCCAAACUCUCGCGAAUCGCACAGUAGUGUGUUCCAUCCUACAUUUUCAAUGCUUCAUCAUUCUCCACGGCUGUAAUUGACGAUUGAAUGGUUCCCACUGCGAAGAUUACUCCACUUUUAAUAAAUAAUAUGAAAAUUAUAAGUUCUCAACUUCUUAUCCAACAAUUAAUGAAUAUCUCUGUGAGUUUGGCUCCACGGUACUAGCCCACAGCGAUUAGGAUGCCCUUUGGGGAAAGAAUUGGGCCAGGAAUUGCGUUAAGAAUCACAAUCAGCUCGACUCAGACAAAAAUCAUUUUUUAAAUAAUAAACUGUCAGAGCGAGCAUUAACAGUUAAGCUAGUAAUUGAUUACUGAUUAGGUAGUUUACAAAGAGAAACAAACUAAGAAAAUUAAAAAACAAAAAAAAAAUAAAAAACAAAAAAAGAAUUAAAUAAAAAUUCUCAAGAAGUUAUAAUAAAAACACACAUGAAGACGAGAUGUACACACGCGUAAUGUGGGUGUCCUUUCAAUAUAAUAAAACUGUACGACACACAUCUUAUAUUGUUAUUAGCAAAUAGCGAACAAUUUAUUUUCUAUUUGUUCGUUUAUUUUAUAUAUAUAGUAUAUAUGUAUAAUAAUUUGGUCCUGUCGCGUUAAAACUUAUCAGAAGAAGAAAAAAUAGAUUAGGAAAGAGGCAGAGAAAUGAAUGGGAUUGAAAGAUGACUUUAUAAUUGUAAGCAACGGCAGCUAAAACUAUGAACGUAUAACGGAGCUAAAAAAAAGUGAAAAAAAAAAAAAGAAUACGAAUAA
Messenger RNA from Athalia rosae (coleseed sawfly), 13869 nucleotides. RefSeq names its product polypyrimidine tract-binding protein 1 (gene heph). Lineage: Eukaryota; Metazoa; Arthropoda; Insecta; Hymenoptera; Athaliidae. Gene Ontology annotation, cellular component: nucleus. Gene Ontology annotation, biological process: regulation of RNA splicing; mRNA processing. The transcript is spliced from 14 exons. Gene Ontology annotation, molecular function: mRNA binding. The record is from RefSeq and is a predicted model, not a curated record. The coding region runs from base 4689 to 6392 and encodes 567 amino acids.